Trichoderma citrinoviride is the source of this 546-nucleotide messenger RNA. RefSeq lists its product as hypothetical. NCBI's taxonomy places the organism in Eukaryota, Fungi, Ascomycota, Sordariomycetes, Hypocreales, Hypocreaceae. The record is from RefSeq and is a predicted model, not a curated record. The transcript has a single exon. The annotation marks the transcript as partial.
AUGUCCGACUACACGUACGCCGCCCUCUACCUCUACUCCAGCAAGGUGGGCGCGCCCGUGCCCCUCGACAACAGAGCCUCGAGGACCGCGCGGCGAGAGAAGCACGCCCGGCGCCCCAACUCGACGUCGGACGCUCCCACGCUGCCCAGCUCCAGCUCGCAGCGACACUCGCGCAGCUCCAGCAGCCACUCGCAGCUGUCCAGCUCCAGCUCCAGCGCCCACGGCCCCGCCGCCAGCGCCUCCGUGGGGCUCGACAGCGCCAGCCCGCGGCUCAGUCCAGCGACCUCAGCGACCAGCUCCGGCGCCAACACCGCUGCGACCAGCACUGCUACUACCGCCAACACCAGCGCUGCAGGGACCAUCAACGCUACCACCACCACCAAGCCCAGCGUCGGCAAAAUCAGCACCAGCGUUGGCGCCAGCUCAUCACCACCAUCAUCAUCAUCAGCACCAGCGCCAGCAGCUUCAGCCUCUGCCGCCGCCGCCUCCUCCUCCUCCUCCCACUUCCCUCCUCCCUCUUCUCCCGCCGUCGCGCAGACCCCGACC